Molecule: messenger RNA, 2233 nt
Organism: Pseudonaja textilis
Lineage: Eukaryota; Metazoa; Chordata; Lepidosauria; Squamata; Elapidae
Source: RefSeq, a predicted model, not a curated record
AGGCACUUUUGGAGGAAGUGCUGAUAUAAGAAGCUGCAUAAGGAAAAGUGUGUAAGAAGAAAUCAAAAUAAUUUCCAUUGAAAUGUCUUUGGUCAAUGGGCAGUUCUGGUACAGAUGGGGAAAUGACUGCUUUUUGCUUACUAUUAUUAGUUGGGGACUCCUCUUUCAUGUGGAUGCCUGGACUUACCACUAUGGGGCUGAAUCAGACCUAUCCUGGAAAGACGCUCGGACAUUUUGCCAGACCUGGUAUACUGACCUGGUAGCAAUCCAGAACAAAGAAGAAAUUGCCUAUCUCAAUGACAACUUACCAAAACAUUCAAAGUACUACUGGAUUGGGAUCCGGAAAAUAAACAAUAUCUGGACAUGGGUAGGAACCAGAAAAGCCCUGACCAAAGAGGCAGAAAACUGGGCUUAUCGGGAACCUAACAACAGGCUGUCCAACCAAGACUGUGUUGAGAUUUAUAUUAAGAGGGACUUCGAAGCUGGAAAAUGGAAUGAUGAGCCUUGUGGGAAGAAGAAACGGGCACUCUGCUAUAAAGCUUCUUGUCAACCUUACUCCUGCAACAAACGUAGUGAAUGCGUGGAGACCAUUGGGAACUAUACCUGCCAAUGCUACCCUGGUUUCUAUGGCCCUUUGUGUGAAAAUGUUGUAAAAUGCAACACGUUUGGCCGUCUCCAUCAAGCCCUGCUCAUGAAUUGCAUUCAUCCGCUGGAGCAGUUCAGUUACAGAUCUCAUUGCAGCUUCAGGUGUGACAAAGGUUUUACAAUGACUGGCCUGGACAACUUGCAAUGUUUGUCAUCUGGGCAAUGGACAGCAGAAGUACCUCAGUGUGCAGUUAUGCAAUGCGACCAUUUGCAGAAUCCUAAAAAUGGGGAGAUGGCCUGCUCUCACCCAUUUGCAGAGUUUGCUUACCAAUCCACCUGUCAGUUUGCAUGUCAACCUGGCUUUCUCUUGACUGGAGCAAACACAACCUUCUGUUUGGCAACCAGGCAUUGGAGUUCUCCAUUACCAGCAUGCCAGGCUAUUGAAUGCCCAAACUUGGAUAUUCCUAAGAAUGGAGAAUUAAACUGUUCUCAUCCACAUGGACGUUUUGCUUAUAAUUCCAGUUGUGCGUUCUCCUGUGAUAUAGGCUUUGUACGCAUUGGGACAAGUCAACUUCAGUGCACAGAUUUGGGAAAGUGGAGUGCAGCCACACCUAGUUGUGAAGCUGUCCAAUGCCCACCACUGAAAACCCCAGAAAAUGGCAAAGAAAAUUGCUCUAAUCCUUAUGGACAUUUUGCAUAUUACUCCAGCUGCACCUUCUCCUGCAACUCUGGGUUUCAGUUAGCUGGGUCAGAGAAGCUGAACUGCACAGAUCAGGGAAACUGGACUGGACAGACACCCAUCUGUGAAGCAAUCAAGUGCCCUGAAUUGCAGGCUCCAAAGAACGGACAGUUCAAAUGCUCUCAAUCUUAUGGAAACUUCACAUAUAACUCCAGCUGCGUCUUCUCCUGUGAGAGGGGUUUUAAAAGAAUUGGAUCCAAAAGGCUGAACUGUACGGCCACAGGAGAGUGGGCAGGAUUUGCACAGUUUUGUGAAGCCAUAAAGUGUCCCCCCCUUAAAGAGACGGAAAACAUGAAAAAGAACUGCUCCCAUCCCUGGGGCCUCUUCAGUUAUAGCUCCACAUGUCACUUCUACUGCACUGAGGGCUUCCUUCUCAAUGGAACGAGUAAGAUGCAAUGCCAGCCUGAUGGCCAGUGGUCUACUGAGAUGCCUGUUUGUCAAGAAAACGCUGCCAUUUACCUAAAGCAAGUUUUGCUUUAUACUGGUGGAGUCACAGCAUCCCUUGUUCUUUUUAUGAUCUUUGGGGGCCUGAUAGCUCUAGCAAUUAAGCGUCUCAGCAAAAGAGAAGAGAAAAAGAAGCUGUUAAGUCAUACCAGUGAGUUGGGGGUACCUGGUACAUAUUCCAAUUCAGCAUUUGACUCAGUAUCCUAAGAACUCAUCUGGAACAUGCUAUGAAGAAAAACGCUGAUGCAAUGGAAUAUUCAUACACCUCAGUUCAGUUCUGUUAAUAUUAGGAUUUGGGCUCACUGAAAGUCAGAGAAAAUAAAUUAAUAUUUGAAACAUGUAGCUUUAAAAGAUAUGUUGCAUGGAGCAGAUAACAGAUAAUCAGAGUUGGAAGGGACCUUGUAGGUCAUCUAGUCCAACCCCCCCGCCCAAGUGGGAGACCCUACACCAUUUCUGACGAAUGGC